AAGCUCAUAAGAUUUUUAGAAUAUAUGAAAAUCAUAAAAAAUGAUGAAUAUUAUUCAGUAGGACGUUGUAAACUUAUAAAUUACUGGCUAUAUUAUGAAGUAAGACAAAUAUUAGCUUCUGAAACUCGAGAUAUUUAUAAUAAAACUAUUCGUGAUCUACAUGAAGCAUGGAAUUAUUAUAAUACUAAUGGUAGCCACAUAGCAGAACAAUACAAAUGCAAACCGGAAUCGGUUAUUCCUGCUAUGAAUGAUAUUGAAUAUAAUAAUAAAAAGAAUAUUCAUGAACAUUGUUUAAAUUACUACGAAAUCAGUAAAAAAACAGAUAAUAACGAUGAAUGUCAUAAAUAUAGAAUUUACAUUCAAGGUUUAAACUUGCCAUACACAAGUUUUGAUAGUUUAUUUUCUGAAGAUAAAAAUAAUUAUCAAUCUUAUUAUAAUAAAUGUAGAACUUAUAAUCCAAUAAAUAUUCCUGAUGGUUCAACCUGCCCCCAAGUUGUUGUAAUGGAUACUCCUCGUUCAGAAGAACAUCCGUCUUUAUCUGCAAAGGGUAGACAAGUAGAACUAAACGUAGGAACAGGUGGACAUACAUAUAUGGAAAGAGCACAACAAAAUUUAGCUACAGACAUAGAAGUACGAACUAUAGGUGUGCAUUCACAGAUGGAUAAACCAAAAUAUGAUGAUCGUACUCCUACUGAACCUCAUGUUUCUAAUCCUAUUGUUAUGUCAGCCGGUUUAUCACUUCUUGGAAUAGCAUCUGUUUCUACCAUUUUAUACAAGGUACGCAAAAAUUUGAUUUUACAUAAUUAA
Molecule: messenger RNA, 807 nt
Organism: Plasmodium cynomolgi strain B
Lineage: Eukaryota; Apicomplexa; Aconoidasida; Haemosporida; Plasmodiidae
Product: CYIR protein
Exons: 1
Source: RefSeq, a predicted model, not a curated record